Molecule: messenger RNA, 2409 nt
Organism: Neltuma alba
Lineage: Eukaryota; Viridiplantae; Streptophyta; Magnoliopsida; Fabales; Fabaceae
Product: probable L-type lectin-domain containing receptor kinase VII.2
Exons: 2
Coding region: 106-2139 (677 amino acids)
Biological process (GO): protein phosphorylation
Molecular function (GO): ATP binding; carbohydrate binding; protein kinase activity
Source: RefSeq, a predicted model, not a curated record
UUCUAUCAUCAUUCUACCCGCUGCUCAUCGCUGAUGGCCAAUUCUUUCCUUUGAACUUUUCGAGAGUCUUUCUUCUUCCUGAAUGAUUAUAUCGUUUACUCUUCAAUGUCUUCCCCAGUCAUCUCUCUCUUUUUCAUCCAAAUCCUUCUCGUUCUUUGCUCAGCUUCAGCUACUGAAUUCAUCUACAACACCAACUUCAGCUCUACCAACAUCCUUCUCUCCGGCAAUGCUUCCAUUGAUUCUUCCAUUCUCACCCUCACCGAUCGUCCAUCCUUCUCUGUAGGUCGAGCUUUUUACCCUUUUAAAAUACCCACAAAACCUUAUAUUUCUUCUUCUCCUUUACCAUUCUCAACCUCCUUCAUCUUCUCUAUUGCUCCUUUUAAACAUGCCCUUGCUGGACAUGGAUUCGUCUUCAUUCUCUCUCCUUUCACGGGCACAACGGGAGUUAGCUCUGCCCAGCAUUUGGGUCUCUUCAAUUUCACCAAUGACGGUAAUCCCGACAACCAUGUUUUUGGCGUUGAAUUUGAUGUGUUUAAGAACCAAGAGUUUAAUGAUAUCAAUGAUAAUCAUGUGGGUGUGGAUAUAAAUUCGCUCACUUCUUUUAGUUCGCAUGCUGCGGGUUCUUGGGUUGGGAAAGAUGAUAGGGUGUUUGAGGAUUUGAAACUUAAUGAUGGGGAUAAUUAUCAAGUGUGGAUUGAUUAUGAGGAUUCUAGAAUAAAUGUAACUAUGGCUCGUGUAGGACGAAAGAGGCCUCGGAGACCUUUGAUCAGUGAGAUUGUUAAUCUUUCCUCGGUUCUUUUGGAUGAAAUGCAUGUGGGAUUUUGUGGGGCAACAGGGCAAUUGGUGGAGAGUCAUAAAAUUUUGAGUUGGAGCUUUAGUAAUACCAAUUUUUCAAUUGGGGAUGCUUUAGUGACUUCAAAUUUGCCUUCAUUUUUACUUCCUAAAAGAUCAGUUACAAGGUCAAAAAGUUUUAUUAUUGGAGUCAGUAUCGGCGUCUUCUUUCUCACUGGCAGUGCCAGUGUAAUAUUGGUACAUUUUCUUAGAAGGAAAACUAGCAACAGAGAUGAGGAAGACACUGAGGAUUGGGAAUUAGAGUAUUGGCCACACCAAAUACGCUAUGACGAUAUUUAUGCUGCCACUAAUGGAUUUUCAGACCAAAAUGUGAUUGGGUUCGGAGGGAAUGGAAAAGUUUAUAGAGGGGUUUUACAAAAUGUAGAAGUUGCAGUGAAAAAAAUCCCUUAUGAGAGUGAGAAAGGCAUGAGGGAAUUUUUGUCUGAAAUCUCAAGUUUAGGAAGAUUGAAGCACAGGAAUGUGGUGCCAUUGAGAGGUUGGUGUAAGAAAGAGAGAGGAAGUUUGAUUCUAGUCUAUGACUAUAUGAGCAACGGAAGUUUAGACAAAAGGAUAUUUGAUGCUGGUGAGAACAAAAUUUUGACAUGGGACGAAAGAAUCAAGGUGUUGAAGGACGUAGCUCGUGGAUUAUUGUAUCUGCAUGAAGGCUGGGAAGUUUGCGUCUUGCAUAGAGACAUCAAAGCAAGCAAUGUAUUGCUCGAUAAGGAUAUGAAUGCGAGGUUGGGUGAUUUCGGAUUAGCUCGACUUUGCCAUCAUGGGCAGCUGACUAAUACCACACAAGUGAUUGGAACAGUUGGAUACAUGGCACCUGAACUAGUUCAAAGAGGGAAAGCCUCAGCUCAUACUGAUGUAUUCAGUUUUGGUGUGUUGAUUUUAGAAGUGUUAUGUGGGAGAAGACCAAGUGAACAAGACAAGCGAGGUUUGGUUGCUUGGGUUUUGAGUCUAAUGGAGAGAGGAGAAUUAUAUGAUGCUCUUGAUGAACAUUUAAAGUGGACGAGAGAUCAUGACAGUGAUGAAGCUGAGAGGGUUCUUCAUCUUGGUUUGCUGUGCACACUGCCUGAGCCUGGUGCUAGGCCUACUAUGAGACAGGUUAUGAAGGUGUUGGAAGAAGAGAGGAUGGAUCUGAGCUUGAUUGAAAAAUUAAAUUCUGCUCUCAUUUCUGCAGUAAAAGCUGGAAGUUUCAGUUACGGCAUUCAUCACCCUACAGUUGAGGAGAUUUCCCGGCCUAAUUUAUCUUUCACAGAGUUCUGUGAUUUGGAAAGUGAGAAUUAUGGAGUGGGAAAAAGGUGAAAGGGCUGAUGUUGAAUCCAAACGCCUCAAAUCAUGUAAAGCCUAAACAAGCGUUUUGAAGUCAUGUAGACUAUUGAAGCGAAUUGGAUUCAUGUCUUUAUUUAAUCACAAACAGUAACAUUUUCACCUCCAAGUUGGUCAUAUAUGUUGCUUGGAAUAGACUGUAUACCCUAUUACAUCGAACACUACAAUCCUUAUUACCAACAAGCUCAAAUAUGAUAGUUGAAUCAGGGUACUAAAGGGGGAGAAAUUAAAUAUAAAAAGUAGGUU